UUAGUGUUGUGGUGACAGGCUGCGUGUUUGUUUACAGUGAUCAGCUGGUGGUCUUGGGCGGACGGGAAGUUACCUUUUCUUCAUGUCUCCACAAUGGAUAUUAAGGAAAAGUUCAUGUCCUUCAUCGACAAGCAGAUAUCGCUCAAUAAGACACCCUCCUCGACUGUCCUGGGCGGGGAGUUUGUAACCUCGGAUGACUUUGAGGGGCGUAUGGCAGUGACGGCCCAGCUGCACAGGAAGACCAGCGUCCUCAAGGAGCAGAUUCUCACCCCAGAGGCGGAGCAGGCGGUGAUUGAUGGCAUCGAGCAGAUCUACUUCGAGGCCGGGGACGUGGACAUCAGUGAGCAUGAGCUGAAGAAGUUCCCAGACACCAUAGACGUGAAUGUGAUCAAUGGCUUGCGCUCCCGUCUCAGGAAGCAGCAGAACAUUGUAUCGCGGCGUGUGUCCGACCUCAUCAUGCAGAAGCAAGGCUUGUGCAGCGCAGAGAUGGAGCAGGUGAUGGAACUGCAGCGGGAGGUGAUCCGCAUGGUGGGGCUGUGUGUGGAGGGUCGCAGGAAGCUGGCGCAGGGCCGCAGCCAGUUCACCUCGGCUAGUCUGGGCAUUCUGGCCAAUUACAGCAAGAGGCAGAAGGUGGCCAGCGUUAUCCGGUCACUGAGGAUGAUUCGCACUCUACAGAUGACAGACGAGCAGCUUCAGACGUUGCUCCGAGCGGAAGACUACCCGGGUGCCAUCCAGCUGCUCCUUGAGUGCCAGAAAGCGGCAGCAACCUUCAAGCACUUCACCUGCAUAUCCGAGCUGAGCACCAAGCUGCAGGACACACUGGAGGUGGCUGAGGAGCAGCUGGACCAAGCGCUGGCCAGGGUGGCGGCUAACUUCAACGUCCGGAGUUAUGAGAAGCUGCAGACAGCUUACGGCUUGCUGGGGAAGACGCAGACCCUGAUGGACCAGCUGCAUAUGCACCUCACCUCUCACAUCCACAACUCAGCUUUCACCAUUGUGCUGGGGUACGUCGAGCUCUACAACAGUGCCGCAGCGGGAGGCAUUGGGGGCGUGACUGGCACCCCCUCCUCCUCCACCUCCUCCUCUUCCUCCUCCAAGCUACAGUACUCAGAGUUAUGCAAGUACAUAAAUGAGGAGAGCUUUCUGCCAUGCCUCCUAGAUCUCAGUAAGUGCAUGUGGAAUGUCCUGAGGAGUUACAGGAACAUAAUAACUUGGCAUGAGAACAAUAAGCAGGCAACCAGUGAUGAUGCAGCAGCCUCGAGUAACAACGGUAGCAACGAAGGGGUUGUGUCAGAGCAGUACAUCAAGCAGAAACUGGAACAUGGCCUCUACAGGAUAUGGCAGGAUGUGCAGGCCAAAGUGCGCACCUUCACCCUUGCCUCGGACCUCGCACACUUUAAGUUCGAUGACUUCCUGCGCAUCCUAGACGUGAUGAACAAGUUGAUUGAGGUUGGUGAGUGCUUCUGUGGCAGUAAGUCAGAAACCCUGCGUGAGUCCAUCAAGCAGCAAUCCAUCAACUACUUCAGGAACCAUCAUCGGGCACGCAUGGAGGAGCUGCGCAUGUUUUUAGAGAAUGAGGGGUGGGAGGCAUGUCCUGUGAAGUCCACCUUUACCAUCCACCAACUGAUGGAGUACAGGUUCCUCAAAGGGAGGGACACCAGCCUUACCCGCAUCACCUCCCCCACUGCUUCUCCCACCAAGGCACAAGGUGGUGUUGAGAAGGGUGACGUGUUUGACAAGUAUGGCCAGGAGGGGUCGCCCUUUGACCUGGUGACAGAAGAGGCAGUGGAGGAGGACAUCAUGGCAAAUGGGGAAGCUGGCAGCCUGACAGAUGACGACGACGAGAGUGAUGAGGAUAUGCCAAUAGAACUCAAGCGAGACUAUGUGGACGAGCACAUUGGUGACACGCCCCCAGCACGGCCGCCCCAUGCUAGCCGACGCCUCAGCCACUCUAAGGCUCCCAUUGUUACCAACACAACCCUCACCAUCCUGCGGCUCAUCGGCAAGUACAUACAGAUGAUGCGUCUCCUGCAACCCAUUGCUUUCGAUGUGAUGGUGUGCCUCAGUCACCUCUUUGACUACUAUCUCUACACUGUCUUCACCUUCUUUGGUGCCAGGGGUGAGCUGGAGCAGAGUCUGAGUCGAAGGCUGCGUGCUUCCCUAAAGAGGAUCCAAGACACCCUCAUCCUUAUCCCUGAUGCUUCGCCAGAGGAACCAGUCGAUCAAGACAAGGUGAUGUGUCCGUCCCUGUCUCCGGUGGUGGACAUCACUUCCUCGGAGAGUAUAUGUGGCCUGUCAGUGCGGGUGGUGGCUGUGGAGAGCCUGGCCUUCCUGGCAGCCCAGCUUGAGGCGCUGCACUGUCACAUUGAGCCACUCAUCCCACAGCAGCGCAGAACAUUCCUGCAGCAGUUCUACACAGGCACCAUCAAGAUUACUCCUGAGAUAAGGCACCAUGUCUACACUGCUGUGGCUGCUCAGGCAAUAGACUACGAUGGAGUGCUGAGCCGUAUGACUAAUGUCAAAUGGGACAUCAGUGACCUCAUGAGUCAGCACAGCCAGUAUGUGGACAUCCUCCUGAGGCAGCUGCAGGUUUUAAGCAUGCGUUUGGAGGAGGCAAGCCAGACGUCUCCUAUUCCUGAGGAGGCGUACACAGCCCUAUGGGAAUCCAUUGUGCGCAUCACUAACCGCACGUUGCUGGAGGGGUUUGCCAGUGCCCGCCGCUGCACCAACGAAGGCCGCUCUCUCAUGCAGCUGGACUACCAGCAAUUCCUGAUGAAGCUGGAGUGCCUCACCUCAGUGCGGCCUCUACCAGACCGCCACCUGGUGGAGACGUACAUCAAAGCUUACUACCUGCCAGAGGGGGCGCUGGAGGCCUGGGUGCAGCAGAGCCAGGCAGACUAUUCCCCCCGCCAACUGACUGCCCUGGUGGCUACCAUGACACAUGUCAGCAAGCGUUCCAGACAGAGGAUUGCUGCCCUCAUAGAGGAGGGCGGCAAGAAGUCCUAGGAGUAGGUUCUCAUGUGGGACUGUGGGUUAGUGGAAGGCUAUGAUGGCAAAUGCUGCUGCUGCUGCUGCUGCUGUUUUCAAUUUUGUAAGGAGGGAAAGAAUGUUGAUCUCUGUACAGGUUGUCCCAUAUUCCUACACAAACUUCAGGACAUUUAGUUGUGCAGGUUGGUGAGCUGCUGCCAAGUAACAAAUUUUGAUCCAUAUGAACAAAUGUUGAAUCUGCUUUUUAAAAUUACAGUAAUGAAGAUAGUCUAAUUUUUAUUGCUAAGAGGGGCAAUGGUUCAUGUUACUGAAAGAUAUGUAACAAUCCAGUUUGCUCCUUCAACAUUAGAAAUUCCUUUGAAAUAAGUUGACUGUACUUCAGAUUUUUCUUUCAUGAAUGGAGGUCCCUUUGCUUUAAAAUCAAAGUGUUCAGUCCAUGCUAAGAUGAUGAUUUAUGAAGUAUCCUAGUACUAAAGAAAGGAAAUAAUGAAUUUAACACUGCAUUUUAAUCUAAUACAGCAUUUAUUUCAGCAUAUUAUGUUUGUUGUAAGGGAAAUGUGCUGUGCAUAAACCUUUGAGACAGUGCUCUCAUUACUCAUUGUAGCAUGAAAUAUAACAAUCAAAUUGUUCACCACACAAAUAGACACACAAUGAUAAAAGACAUACUGUAGUGCAUUAGGAUAUAUUUUAUGGUUUUCAUCCAUAUGUAUAUUAUAAUUAACUUAAAUAUGACAAUUUGAAAACUAGUGAUGGAAAGUAGAAAUGGAAAGUUAUGUUGAUGAACAGGUGGUAAACAAAGAGAGGCAAGUACACAGAGGUAGCGGUGCCUCCUUUGUGGAUGGAUGGUGAAGACUUGUCACUAAGGAUGAAUGGUGCAGCUGCUAUAAUUGACAGGUGGCAGCAAGUCCCCUUGUGACAGGUGACCAUCAGUACAACACUGACUGCUGCUGCACACUGCUCCAAGCACAGCUUCUCUCAUAUCCGAGCCUGAAACUGUAGUGGUUAGUGCUUAUCCUUAAGAACGCUGUGCUGGGCUGUGACCAGUAUGUGGAUUGAACUUAGUAAGUGUAGUGUUGUGAGGAGAAGGUGGAUCACUGAGCCUGUCUUUCCUGAGAUUGGCUCUUAGGAAAAUUCUUGUGAUUCUGUGAUUUCAAGAAUGUACAGUUUUUGAAUUUUAAGUUGUCACCUGCCUUAUAAAUAGUGCUUACCUCACCACGUGUGUGUGUGUGUGUGUGUGUGUGUGUGUGUGUGUGUGUGUGUGUGUGUGUGUGCACAGGUUUAUGAAUGUGUGGGUGCAGGAAAAGGGUUUAAUAUGAACAGAUGUUUAUAUUAUUACAUCUAUCGAGUGUAAAAAAAACUUGUUACUUUUCAGUUUUAGAAUUGAGUGAUGUGUGGGGCAACCUUGCCUGCCUAAUGCUGAAUCUCUGUAACAUAAUGAUCAAAUAGAACUAUUGGCUGGGAAGUUCUUAGCUUUAAGAGUUCCUUUAAAAGUGAACAAAUGUAUCUAAUGAAACUCAUCUCCUUGGUAGUAGUGCAAUGUAUUAUACAGUGUUACAACAUAAGAGAAAUUUUAAAUAAGUCAUGAGGGAAAUUAAGCUUUCCUGCUGUACAGUAUAAUUUAAUAUAUAACUGAAGUUAUCAUUAUUAUGAAUUUGUUGCUGAAUAAACAUCUUUUUAAUGAA
This is a messenger RNA of Scylla paramamosain (green mud crab), 4670 nucleotides long. RefSeq names its product syndetin-like (gene Vps50). Gene Ontology annotation, biological process: endocytic recycling; retrograde transport, endosome to Golgi. NCBI's taxonomy places the organism in Eukaryota, Metazoa, Arthropoda, Malacostraca, Decapoda, Portunidae. The record is from RefSeq and is a predicted model, not a curated record. The coding region runs from base 94 to 3006 and encodes 970 amino acids. Gene Ontology annotation, molecular function: SNARE binding. Gene Ontology annotation, cellular component: EARP complex. The transcript is spliced from 8 exons.